CACAUAACUUCAGCCAAAUCCAACACAAAGCCGCCUGCGAUGGCUCAAGGCCAUGAUCGCCCAGCUCGCUUUGCGGGUUGAAGAGGCGUUUGCAGAUCCUGCAGGUCGAAUGGUUGGGAAUGGCUGGUGGAGAGUGCCUUGAGUACCCCGCCAGUGAUUUCACAGAGAACCUCCACGUAGCUUUGCCGCAACCUAGCCGGGCCCAUGAGGUUGAGGGUGGGCAGCGGCUUCUCAACCUGGUGCCUGCACCCACCUGGGAGUGUGGCAGAAGAACAGCGCGCGUUUGGGAAGCUGGGUAUGCAUUGUCCCCAGCCACUGAGAAUUGGGCGCGGCACGUGCGAGAGGCACACCGCACCCGCCCCGCUUUAGCAGUCGGGUUCGUGGGUGCUACAUCUGCUGGAAAGAGUUGGCUUGUCAGCAAACUGCAAAGUGAUGGUGCUGCUCAGCCAGCCAGACUCGAGCAGAGUUUUGUUGGAGGGGUGGACUUGCAAUCUAUGACUUCGGACAUCAAUUUGUACAUGGAUCCCGUUGACCAUCUAUACUACGUGGACUUUGAGGGGACCUUUGGCACCCUUCCAUUGCAAUACUAUGCUGCGGACAUGGCGAAGGUAGUGCAAAGAUGUGCUGACGUGAUGUCUUGGGAGUCUAAGAGACGGCAGGUGCUCAAAGAAUCUUUUCAACCAGCUGUGGCAUACCUCAUGUGCGAUGUUGUAGUGUUUCUGACGCGGGAGAAGCUCGUUUGCCGCAGGGCAUUGGAGGAGUGUGAGCAAUUUGCUCGUGCGGCCAAUGCUCGAGUUACCAAUGCGCUGCCACCCGCCUUAAUCAUUGUGCAGAACUGCUGUAGGCCCAGUGAAGGUAUUUUUGAUCCAGAGAAAUGCACUGAUGCCUUCCGCAAGGCACAUUUCAGUGGUGGGCGCUGGAACUAUGAUGACCCCGUGCAAGAUUCCUCUCCAGCAGCCAGCUCUGCUGUUGCGCAGUGGGCUGAGUACUUCAGGAGCAUUGAUUGCUUCUGUCUUCCAGAUGAGUACACCUUCUGCAAGAGGAGUGGGUUUGAUGGUGAGGAAGUUUGUGCGGAAGCCAUUAUGAAGCUCAAAGCCAAGCUUCGAGAAAGACUUAAUGAGGGCUUGCCUGCUCGAACAGAGAAUGGGAUAAGUCUUUCACAAUUUCAGUGGUUUUCGGCACUCUCUACUUUGUGCAGCAUCAUCAAUGACCAGGAAACUGUGGCAAUGUCUGCGAUCUAUAUCCAUGCCGGUGCUGUGGCUGGUGGCGUGAACGAGCUGAAGUCGGUCCUUCUCCAGUUAAUGCAUCCAAUGAAGCGGCAAGAGGCCUUUGACCCUGAAGACUUUCACCGGAGGUUGUUGGUUGCAGUGGGCAUUGUUGCCCGCUUUGUUGUGCGACAUGAUCUUUCAGAAGAUGACGCAUCCCAGGUUGUGAAGUACGUCAUCUCUUUGUUUCCCUGCGGUGCUGUGGCCCCACCCUUUGUUGAAAGGGCUGAUGGCAGCAAACUGCCGGUGGUGUGUGGUCAGAAUCAGCUCUUUCAUCAGGGCUUGCAUCGCUCCAACGCCUUGGUUCGAACCGUUGAUGCUGGCUGGCUGCAGCACAUCAGCGAAUGGCUCCAAGGAGGUGUCACCUACGCGUGGCCAGGGGAGUUCACUUGCAGCGAAAGCCUGGCACAGGCAUCCAACCAAGCCGUCCUAGCUGCGUCCGUCCUAGAACAGGUGGAAGAAUACAAAGUGGAGAAGUGUUUGGAGGGUUUGGCACCAAAAGUUGGAACUCCAUGGGUGCUCAAGGCUCACAGCAGCUUCAGCUCCAGUGGUCUCAAGGUGGUCCAAGACACUUCUCGCUUGUGCAUCAUUUGUACUGAUCCUGGCUCUGAGAGCGGCGGCUUUUGGAAGCUUUGGUCCUCGUCGGCAAAUGACCAGCUGCCAGUGUGUGUCCACUGUUACAAAAUAAUGGAGAUCAAUUCCUUGUGCAAGGGCGGUACAGUGGAGCCGAUGGUGAGCACAAAUAUGACCAGAGAAGGCCGCAGAUGCGAGGCUUGCGCACCACAGGGUAGAGUCGUCCCAGAGGACCAAGCAGAGACUUCAAAGGCAGACCAUCGGUUGCACCCUUGCAGGUGCCUCGUAUGUCGGAAGUGUGCGGAAAAGGUGGCGUGGAGCGACCGUUCCGCUUGCCCUCUUUGCGACAUGAAGGUCCAGUGGCUGUCAGACGAGAGGGCCUUGAUUGCAACUGGAUGGCGCGUCACACGGGUACAUGAUGGCAACAGGCCAGAGAAAUGUGGGAUGUGCGGAAGUCGUUCCAAAUGAAUACCAUUGAUUCUU
Messenger RNA from Durusdinium trenchii, 2321 nucleotides. NCBI's taxonomy places the organism in Eukaryota, Dinophyceae, Suessiales, Symbiodiniaceae. The record is from the annotation of a GenBank genome assembly.